Molecule: messenger RNA, 629 nt
Organism: Drosophila suzukii
Lineage: Eukaryota; Metazoa; Arthropoda; Insecta; Diptera; Drosophilidae
Gene: Taf13
Product: TATA-box binding protein associated factor 13
Biological process (GO): transcription by RNA polymerase II
Cellular component (GO): transcription factor TFIID complex
Molecular function (GO): protein heterodimerization activity
Source: RefSeq, a predicted model, not a curated record
CUGAAAGUAUCGAUGCCAACAGAUGUUCAAAAUACUCAUUCAGUGCGGUGUUUUUCAUGUAAACACAACAAUUAACAAAAACUAAAGAAAAAUGGCCUCAAACAGCAUGCCAGAAGAGAAUUUUGAAGGCGGGGAUUUCAACUUUGAUGACGAUGGGGAGGAUGACCAAUUUGUGGCCACUAAUUCAGGACGAAAGCGUCUUUUUAGCAAGGAGCUGCGCUGCAUGAUGUUCGGCUUUGGCGACGACAAGAAUCCGUACACGGAAACCGUGGAUUUGCUGGAAGAUUUGGUCAUCGAAUAUAUAGCCGAGACCACCCACCGGGCAAUGGAAAUCGGUCGGACGGGUCGCGUUCAGGUGGAGGACAUUAUCUUUCUGGUGCGCAAGGAUCCUCGAAAAUACGCCAGAGUCAAGGACCUCUUGACCAUGAACGAGGAGCUCAAAAAGGCGCGCAAGGCCUUCGAUGAGAUCAAGUAUGUGGGCACCGAGGGCAAGCUCAAAUGACAGAGGUCCAAAAAAGCCCCAACAAAUCCAGGAACAAGCCAAUCCUAGCAGUAAACUUCCAGCGUACGAAUUAUUCUAAAAGGUUUUAAUACUUAAGCUAGCCCAUAAUAAACUAAUCAAAAUAGUC